CAACAACAGGACAACAACACGACAACAACAACAACAAGACAUAAGGAAAAACACAGAUAAAUACAAACAGCAGUGACAGCAAACUGCCCCUGAAUCUGGACGACUGGACAGUGGGUUGGAUUAGUAGGUUAGUUGUUAGUAGUUAGUUAGUCGACGUAGAUUAGUGUUAGCAGGUGCCGUAAGACGAACUGUUGAUGUUUGAGAAAAUUCCAGGUUUUGAAGUUGCCCUUGUAGUAGGGAAAAUACGGUAAUUAUUGUUGUGGUGUUGGUUGUUUUCUGAUUUAAUGUUUUACACAUAUAAACAUCUAUGGACACGCUGUGUAAACAAACAUGUAAACAAACAUGUAAACAAACAUGUAAACAAACAUGUAAACAUACAUGUAAACAUAUCAACUAGAAAUCUAACAGUCAAUGAAAUGAAAUGAUGGUUAUUGCACUUCCUCACCUGUCCACCAGUGGUUUGUUCACCCUCCUCCUCCUCCUCCUCCUCCUCCUCCCACUCAGUCAAGAGUUGAACCGUUUAAUUGCCCCGUGGAUGAAGCCUGUCACUGAACACACUUCUCUGAAUGUUGUCGGUUCUAAUCCCUUGAUCCACUUCCAGGUUUCUGUGAUUUUCUCCAGGACUUUCUUUUUCUCCACCUUGGUCUUAACCGCUUGCUUCUCUGUUUUUCUCCUCCUUUUGCUCCUCCUCUUUCUCUCCCUGACUUCCUCUCUCACCAGGACAACAAGAGCUCGCCUCUACUCCCUCCUGACCUGUUAAAAACUCUAGCAGACUUUGAGGAGGAGGAGGAGCUUGUCUUUUCUAAGCCUCCUGAUUUCUUCCAGGCCUUGGCUGCUCCUCUUAGUUCUGCUCCUGGACCAAACAUAUUUGUAUGUAGCUCCUCCUUCCUCACCCUAGUCCUGACCCCUGACCCCUGACCCUGAGCAUUAGGGUCCAGCUGCUAACUCCUCCAUCUGCAGUGUGUCAUGUCUCCAGCUUGUUCAUUCAUUCUUUUAUUGUGAAAGGAUGUGUGUCUUCCUGUCCUCACCCUGUCUGCCUGUGUUUGUCUCAGCAGUUGUCCACCCAGACCAGGAUGGAAAGUGGACCUGAGGUCGUGGGCCAAUCGUCUUCUCUCCUGCCAAUGUCUGGGUUCCCUGUGCAGGAGUUUCAUCAGAACAGCAUCUUCAGCCAGGCCUACGGUAAGAACCUGCCGCCCGGCUCGAAGCCUGACACUCCCAUGAUGCACCAGGAGCCGUCACUCUACUCCCUGUUUGAAGGCAACCCUUGGUCCCCGUCCCUUCCUGCGAGCUCUGAUCACUCCACCCCAGCCAGCCAAUCCCCUCACUCCUCCAACCCCAGUAGUCUGCCGUCCUCCCCCCCAACCCACAACCACGGGACGGUACUGUUAGUGACCUCUUGA
Messenger RNA from Cynoglossus semilaevis (tongue sole), 1400 nucleotides. It is a transcript of the gene smg7, whose product is annotated as SMG7 nonsense mediated mRNA decay factor. The transcript has 4 exons. NCBI's taxonomy places the organism in Eukaryota, Metazoa, Chordata, Actinopteri, Pleuronectiformes, Cynoglossidae. The record is from RefSeq and is a predicted model, not a curated record. Bases 1074 to 1400 code for a protein of 108 amino acids.